Messenger RNA from Cornus florida, 2170 nucleotides. RefSeq lists its product as uncharacterized. The record is from RefSeq and is a predicted model, not a curated record. The transcript has a single exon. The coding region runs from base 524 to 1129 and encodes 201 amino acids. NCBI's taxonomy places the organism in Eukaryota, Viridiplantae, Streptophyta, Magnoliopsida, Cornales, Cornaceae.
CCAGCUAACCUUGAAAUUUUUUCUGUGAAUGAUUUUUUUUUUCGCAACUGAAACGGUACAAGAAUCUUCAAGGUCUGAGGCUAUCAAUCCCCAGAUUUACUACGAGAGAGGGAAGAGAAUUUUGCAAUCCACGAUCUCUUUCACCCAGGAACUUUCAGUUUCAGGUAAUUCAUUUAAGAUUCAAGCUUCUUUUUUUUUCCCCUUUUCCUUCGCUUUCUCGCCAACCAAACAGAAAUGUUCCAAUAUGAUUUUGCUUUAAUCGAGUAAUUUGCAGUCCUCAGAUAAAAGACAGUCCACUUAGCUAGAAUUAGACACCGUGAACGCAGAAGCUAGCUCAGUCCCCUUUCUCUAAUCUUCGCUUUCCGCAAAUUACGACACUAACGGUACUUGAAACCUGAUUUCGUUUUGAUGAGUGAUAAAGAUAGAUAAUUUCUAAGAAUAACACUUUUGAUUUUUGUAAUUUCUAGCUCAUAAAGUAAAUUUAUUGUGAGAAAUAUCAUUUAGAAGCCAUUGGGGGUUUUCAAUGAAGACCCUAAGAAGUUUUUUGAAGAAUUCAGUGGGUUUUGUUUGUAUAGUGAUCUCUGUUUCUUGCCUUUCGGUUACGAUUGUUUCGAUGCUUAGGCUUCCAGACGUAUCAGUGGGAAAUAGUGCAAUUCGUGCCUUAAGACCCCAUAGAUCCAAUAGAUUUGAGAAGGUUUAUGCGGAUAGUAUAGGGAAAUUUGGGGAAAUGAUGGUUGAUAUGUUGCCUAAAGAUCUAAAAUUUACUAUAUUUGUCCCUUCGGAGAAGGCGUUUGAGAGGGACUUGAGGCUGCGGGUGAAUGAGAGUUUGAGUGCGGAGAAGGUGAAUGAUACAUAUGCAAUACUCACUCGAGUAUUGGGUUUCUCGGCUGUGCCUCGGAUGAUUUCUUCGGUUAUGUUACCAUUUGAUAAGGAGAUCAAUUAUGAUUCCUUAUCCGGAUUUAGAUUGUACAUUUCGAAGGGAUUAGAUGGAAUGCUGGUAGUUAAUAGAGUUAGGUCAGUGCGGGUAGGUCUUAUGAAGGGUGAGAUUGUUGUGCAUAUAAUGAAUGGGGUAAUCAUGGAUGCGGAGUUGGAGCAAUCAUUUCAGCCUGAUGAAAAUGAAGAUGAUUGAGUGGAGAUGACAAGUUACGCGGUGCUGACAGGAGACUGAUAAUGGUAGAUGUAUUGGCUUCAAGAAAUGUUGUAGUGCAGUAUGUUUUGGUUCUUAACUAACAAUCUUGUGAUGUGAAUUUGUAUAAGAACUCGUGAGUUCAAGUCUGUGUACGGUUCUAAUGGAGUUCCCAAUCUUACGAAAGAAAUUAGUUUCGGUUCUUCUUUCUCGUGUCAAAUGAUCAGUUUUGUGAACAAAUAGUAGCAUUGAACAUUUGUAUAGAAUGAUAAAGCUUAUACGUUGUAAUUAUUUUUACCAAAUAGCUGCAAUGAGAUUCGUUAUAGUUGUAACUCUGACCAGCAAGGCACAUUGUGCAUGCAUUCUGGCUCCAAGGCCUUAAAAUGAAACUAUACCAUUUUAUUGAAUUCUAUUGAAGGUAUUUUUGUAUUCUGUGGAAAUUGGACCACCUUCGUGAUGACUUGAAGUAGUGGGGCUGUACAUAUGCUCUGCCAAAAAGUUCAUAAGUGAACGCCAAUAUCAUAUCCAUGACUUCCAUGUUCUAUUUCUCGAUCUUUCAGAAAAUGCAUUUGAGGUUUAUGUUUUAUGUUUUUGUGGUUUCAAAAGCAGACUUGGGAGUUAGAACACCAGAACUUAGAAAGCUAGUUCUCUUGUGGGAUAUAAUAAACCCAAUCGUGAGUCUUGUGACUUACCUUUUUGUCAUCCUCAGGCCUCAUUAGGAUUCACUUAUUAGAGGUUACGAGAGACCACUAGUGUGGUGAAGAUGGAAUUACAUAUUCAAUAAUACUCUCUUGCAUUUCCAGUUUCUUAGCUGUCCCUCAGAUUAUUUGUUUAUUUUUACUUACUGUUUCAUUUGGUGUAAUUUAUUCAUUUUUUUUUUUUUUUUUGACAGUUUUCUGAUUUUAUUAUUACCAUUGUUAUUAUUUUUAAUUUUUAUGCAACACAAAGUUGGAAAGAUUACAUAUUCUUUCUAGUUCUUUAUUUUCAGAAUGUUUUUAAGGAACUGAAUUUGUUGAAGCCACCUUAAAUCUAUAUGUGAUUUGA